CUCCCUCAUACACCUUACUUGGAAAUGAUUAAACUUUGUGCAACCCAAGGCUCAGGGGGAAACCGAAAGUAACACAUGAAUUCAAAGCUUUCGCUUUCGCUUCCAAGAGCGCACAUAAUUUUUAGUUGCGACUUCUGCAUUUAAACUUGAAGGUGAGAUCCGUUUGUGUGGAAUUAAUUAUUCUCAUCACAUCAUCGGUCUCCUGCGUUGUGCUUACUGAGACAGCAGAAGUGUUUAUUUUUUUGUGCACGGUCAGAUAAAACUCCGAGCUUGCCCUGCACAUGUCUCUCUGCUGACAUUCGGACGCGGAGUUUUGUUCCCGUAAGACACAGCAUGCGUUGAAGAUGGAUGAAGGAGCUAAGUUGCACCUGAAAGAGUGGCUGAUAGCUCAGAUAGAGAGUGGGAAAUAUGAGGGGCUGUGCUGGGAGGAUGACCGCAAAACCAUGUUCAGGAUCCCGUGGAAGCACGCAGCCAAGAAGGACUACAAGCAGACGGAGGAUGCGGCUCUUUUCAAGGCCUGGGCUGUGUACAAGGGUAAAUAUAGAGAGGGGAGAGAUAAAGCCGACCCCACCAUGUGGAAGACUCGUCUCCGCUGUGCACUCAACAAGAGCACAGACUUCCAGGAAGUUCCUGAACGCAACCAGCUCGACAUCACUGAGCCAUACAAAGUCUACAGAAUCGUUGUUGACAACGGGACGACCAGGCCAGCAGAGUCUCACCCGGCAAAUGAUCAAGCGAACAUCCAGGCUAAGAGGUCUCUGGUAAAUCCCCAUUACCCCGACAAACAGCUUCAUUGUCAAACGGAAUCAUAUCAAGUACAUAAAGACGAAAAAUCAUUUACUGAGGACCUGAUGAGAGAGCACACGUACUGCGAGUUAACAGGAACAAAAAUUCAAAAUCUGGCUCCUGUAAACCUCUUCAGCCCUGCCCUUACUAUAUCCGAUUUUCGCAUGCAGGUUAUGCUGUUGUACCAGGGCCAGAUGGUGAUGAAAGCGACCACCAGGAGCUCAGACGGGUGCUUCAUCCUGCAGGGCCACGUUCCCUUGGGAAACGAGCGGAUCUACGGACCCUGCUCCGCUCAGCAGCUCUCCUUCCCUUCCCCGGCCUCGGUGUCCCUGCCGCCCUCCAUGGCCGAAGCGAUGAAUCGCCUUCUCUGUCACCUGGAGAGGGGUGUGCUCUUAUGGGUGGCCCCAGACGGGGUGUUCAUCAAGCGGUUCUGCCAGGGAAGGGUGUACUGGAGCGGCCCCAUGGCCCAACACACCGACCGGCCCAACAAACUGGAGCGAGAAAAGACCUUCAAACUGCUUGACAUGCCCACGUUUCUCAACGCACUCCAGAGCUACUUACAAGGAAAGGGACCUACGCCUGCUUAUGAGAUCGAGCUCUGCUUUGGAGAAGAAUAUCCAGACCCUAAUGUUCCUAAAACCAGGAAGCUGAUCAUGGCUCAGGUGGUUCCCUUGUUUGCAGUGGAACUCUUGCAGAGGUUCAACUUGGGAGAGACUGAGGAGAAGCAUCCGCCUGUCACCUCCAACAAAGACGGAGAGAAGCUGUAGAAGAUCAGGAAAAGCUACCGUGUGCCAGGUUAGGCAUGGACAAUGGAAAUGAGGGAGCUGUAUUCACCUUCCCUGCAGUCACUAUGAAAUACAGCAUUAUAUGAUGUAUUAUCACUGGAGAUGUAUAUAUGAUGAAGAAGAAACGAUGGCUUCAUGGUAAACCUAUUUCAGUGCAUCGAGGAAAUUCAUAUCAAUGCGGUUUAUUUUUUACUUAUGCUGAGUUUUUUGUUGUUUUUAACCACAGAGCAGCUAGAUCUGCAAAAGUUAUCACAUGCAGUGCAAACAUCUUGUAAAAUGCCUCUGACAUACUAUAAAUGUAAUUAAGUUCAUAGUAGUUUACAGGGAAUGCAAAUAAUAAAAUGACAACCUUAAUUAAAUCUA
This is a messenger RNA of Mugil cephalus (flathead mullet), 1934 nucleotides long. It is a transcript of the gene irf10, whose product is annotated as interferon regulatory factor 10. Gene Ontology annotation, biological process: immune system process; regulation of transcription by RNA polymerase II. Bases 345 to 1553 code for a protein of 402 amino acids. Gene Ontology annotation, molecular function: protein binding; DNA-binding transcription factor activity, RNA polymerase II-specific; RNA polymerase II cis-regulatory region sequence-specific DNA binding. The transcript is spliced from 8 exons. Gene Ontology annotation, cellular component: nucleus. Lineage: Eukaryota; Metazoa; Chordata; Actinopteri; Mugiliformes; Mugilidae. The record is from RefSeq and is a predicted model, not a curated record.